This is a messenger RNA of Trichophyton benhamiae CBS 112371, 1623 nucleotides long. RefSeq names its product cytochrome P450, putative. The coding region runs from base 1 to 1623 and encodes 540 amino acids. The record is from RefSeq and is a predicted model, not a curated record. Gene Ontology annotation, molecular function: monooxygenase activity; oxidoreductase activity, acting on paired donors, with incorporation or reduction of molecular oxygen; heme binding. The transcript is spliced from 8 exons. Lineage: Eukaryota; Fungi; Ascomycota; Eurotiomycetes; Onygenales; Arthrodermataceae.
AUGGUUUUACUCCAUAGCAUGGAUGCCUUGGUGGCUAUUCCACUGGGGAGCAUCAUCUUAGCCCUAUCUGCCUUCUUGCUGGCUCGAGAGGAGCUCAAGUCUUGUCUCCUAUCAUCGAUUUCCUUUCCAAUUUCAAUCGUAUCAAAGCGUGUCAAAGCCUGGCGAUUUCUUCUGGAUGGUCCUAACAUCAUUCAGGCCGGAUAUGACAAAGCCAAAGGAUCUCCAUAUGAGGUCCUUGCUCCCGACGCUCGAUAUGUGUUUGUAUCUUCAGCUGAGCACAUCAAGGAGAUUGAUGCUGCCUCGGACAACGUUCUGUCCCUUCAGGCAGCGGCAAAGCAGAUGCUCCAGCCAAAAUACACAAUGAACAACUUCAACUGGUUUGAUAAAAGAGGCGUUGACGGUACACCGCUGGUCCGGACUCUCCGUUCCCUCCUAACAAACAAUGUGCCGAACCUGAUUCCGGAUAUUCGAGCGGCCGUCUCCAAGAUGUUUGACACCUUUCAUGAUUCGCUCCCGGCCACAAACGGGGCCAAAGCUGCACCACUGUAUCCGAUGGUUAAGGAAGCUGUUGCUUACUCCAAUGCUUUGGCAUUUUUUGGAGCAGAGCUUGCCCAGGACAAGCAGUUCAUGAAGGCUGCAAUUGACUUCAUCGAGAACACCCUUCUGAUUGCUGAAAUUCUGCGUCUUCUGCCAAGCUCUCUUGUUCCUAUAGUUGGAAAGCUCCUGGCAAGGCACUUCCGGUCCCACGAUGUCCUUCACAGUACCUUAAUACCGGUUACUGAGGAGAGGCUUCGAGAAAGGGCCCUGAAACGGCUAGGGCAUAAGACUCCUUCCCAUGUGAGUGAAAAGUUUCUCUCUAGUAGAUGCUCGCCGUUGCUGAUGGCAGAUCAGAAAGACUGCAUUCAAUGGGUGAUGGAAUGUUCGCCAACGCAAAAACCAUGGUCUGCUGAGAGAAUAGUGCAUGAACUGAUGGCACUUUGGUUCGGAUCAGUUCAUGUCCUCACAACAACCAUUUGCUAUGCAGUGCAUGAUAUUUGUCUCCAUCCGGAAUAUGUUGAACCGCUUCGAAAGGAACUCCAAGGCCCGGAAUGGGAGACUUUUGAAAAAACAGGAAAAGGUCUACCACUCCUUGAUAGUUUUAUCAGGGAGUCUGCCCGUCUAACCCCAGUUGAGUCAAUGAGCACGCGUCGACAGGCAUUGCAGCCAUUCCAGUUAUCAGACGGGACCAGAAUUGAGAUCGGAGAAUGCUUCUGUACUCCGCAGCGAGCGAUGGCGAGGGAUCCCGCCAAUUUCGAAAAGCCACUCGACUUCCACGGUGUCCGAUUCGUCGACCCAAGGGUACUCGCAGACCUCGAACAGCCAGGGUUUAAUAUACCUAAGACUGCGAAACCCUCGCAGCUUACAGAUACUAGCAACUCGCAGCUCUGGGGCACUGGACGCAUGGCAUGCCCCGGGAGAUUCUACGCCGCAGCAGUCAUGAAAAUAAUCCUUGGGCUAUAUCUCACCAAGUAUGACAUGGAGUUGGCAGACAAGAAGGCUCCGCGUUGGUUUACGUGGAGGUCGUUUAUCUACCCAAGUGCCAGCACAAUAGUGAAUCUUCGGCUCACUGGGGCGACUGAGUAA